Messenger RNA from Chelmon rostratus (copperband butterflyfish), 1762 nucleotides. RefSeq names its product coronin, actin binding protein, 1A (gene coro1a). The record is from RefSeq and is a predicted model, not a curated record. Gene Ontology annotation, biological process: cell migration; actin filament organization. The transcript has 11 exons. Gene Ontology annotation, molecular function: actin filament binding. Lineage: Eukaryota; Metazoa; Chordata; Actinopteri; Chaetodontiformes; Chaetodontidae. The coding region runs from base 161 to 1531 and encodes 456 amino acids.
CGGAGACACCUCCCACUUCUACAUCAUUUGAAACUGCCACUUCCUCCGUGUCGUUUUAUGAUGUACUCUAACCCACCGUCUCCUCUGACUCUUCAUUCUGGUGGCAGGGUGUUGCACUGCUGAAGCUCCUCAGGCUCAAUCACACGACUCCCAGUUCACCAUGUCCAGGAAGGUUGUGAGAUCCAGCAAGUUCCGUCACGUCUUUGGCCAGGCUGUGAAAACUGACCAAUGCUACGAUGACAUCCGAAUCUCGCAGAUGACAUGGGACAGCAACUUCUGCUCCGUUAACCCCAAAUUCGUGGCCAUGAUUGUGGACGCCAGCGGCGGAGGAUCGUUCAUGGUGUUGCCCCUGAACAAGACAGGGCGUAUCGACAUGUCCUACCCCACCGUGUGCGGCCACACAGGUCCGGUUCUGGACAUCGAGUUUUGUCCUCACAAUGACAACAUCAUUGCCAGUGGCUCUGAGGACUGCAGUGUCAUGAUUUGGGAGAUCCCGGACGGCGGGCUGACCACAUCACUCACAGAUCCUGUCGUCAAGCUGGACGGACACUCCAAACGUGUCGGCAUCCUGAGCUGGCACCCCACCGCCCACAAUGUGCUGAUGAGUGCAGGCUGUGAUAACGUGUUGAUCCUGUGGAACGUGGCUCGAGGGGAGGCGGUGGUGAGGAUCGACACCGUGCACACUGACCUCAUCUACAGCGCCUGCUGGAACAGGGACGGCUCCAGGAUUCUCACCUCCUGCAAGGACAAGACUAUGCGGGUGCUGGACCCACGCAAGGGCACCGUCCUCAUUGAGAAGGAGAAGCCUCAUGAGGGCUCCAGGCCUGUCAGGGCGGUGUUCGUGUCCGAUGGCAAGAUCCUCAGUACCGGCUUCAGUCGCAUGAGUGAGAGGCAGGUGGCGCUGUGGGACCCAAAGAACUUUGGAGAGCCGCUGACCCUGCAGGAACUGGACACCAGCAGCGGCGUCCUUCUGCCAUUUUUCGACCCAGACACUGGAGUCGUCUACCUCUGCGGCAAGGGGGACAGCAGUAUCCGUUACUUUGAGGUGACAGAUGAAGCUCCUUAUGUCCACUACCUAUCCAUGUACAGCAGCAAGGAGAGCCAGAAGGGGAUGGGAUACAUGCCCAAGAGGGGCCUGGAGGUCAACAAAUGUGAAAUUGCCAGGUUCUACAAACUCCACGAGAGGAAAUGUGAACCCAUAGUCAUGACGGUGCCACGCAAGUCUGAUCUGUUCCAGGAGGAUCUGUACCCAGACACCAUCGGCCCUGAGCCUUCAGUCGAGGCCGACGAGUGGUUUCAAGGAAAAGAUGCCCAGCCUAUUCUGAUCUCUCUAAAGGACGGGUUUGUAGCAACCACCAAGGCCAAGGAGUUCAAAGUCCACAAGAGUCUCCUGAAGACCACGACCGCCUCUGCUGGGAGUCAACAGGAAAACAGCGAGGAGGUCCAGUCCUUGAGGAAGGAGGUGAAAGACCUCAAAGCAGCGAUAGAGGAGCUGACCAAGCGUGUGAGUGAGCUGGAGAGCAAGCAUUAAGCAAGAAAAUUCAAUCAAGAGCAAAAUCAGGAGAGAGUCAGUGGAGCAAAGAAAGACUGUUGUGACUUUGAGACAAAGGGAGAGAUUUUAAGACAACAGUUGGUAAAAAUGAAACUUCAUUGUUCUUUGGCAUGAAGCUUGAAUUUGUUUAUUUGGUUUGAUCAAGUUUUUAAAAAAUCCUAUUUUAAUAUAUGCUUUUAGUUUGAAAUAAAGUCCUCUGUAUUUUCAAAA